Molecule: messenger RNA, 1539 nt
Organism: Cordyceps fumosorosea ARSEF 2679
Lineage: Eukaryota; Fungi; Ascomycota; Sordariomycetes; Hypocreales; Cordycipitaceae
Product: Hly-III related protein
Exons: 1
Coding region: 1-1539 (512 amino acids)
Cellular component (GO): membrane
Molecular function (GO): signaling receptor activity
Source: RefSeq, a predicted model, not a curated record
AUGCCGUCCGUCACGGCUUUGACACCGACUUGCUCCGGCAGGCCGAGCAACACCGACGACGCCUUCUCCUCAGCGACGGCCUCGGGCGCCGACACACCAUCCAGCGACCAGCCGACCCUCAACCGCCGCCGACACUCCUUCUUCCUCCCGCGCCGCAAGUCCAUCGUCGGCCAAAUCAUGGACACCGAGGAAAGCCUGCUGCUCAAGGUCGACCUCUUCCUCUCCGAGCUGGAGCGCCGCCUCGAGUUCAUCGAGCGCUACGGCGACAUGAGCCGCGACUACAACUUCUCCCGCGCCUUCUCCACCCUGCAGGCCGUCCGCACCCGCUGCUCGCAGGCCUCGGAAGAGGUCAUAGGCGCCGGACGCCGCCGCCUGCACGUCAUGAUUGAGACGCUGGAGACCCGGUACCAGGAGACGCUGGCGGCGACCGAGUCGCUCCAUGAAAAGGCCUGCGUCGGCAUCGAUCUUCUUGAAGGCAUGCUGACCGAGUUCGAGGAGCGCGCACACAAGCUGCGCGAGCAGAGCUUCGCCAACGCCGCCACGGCCGCCGAGGCCUUCAUGGACGAGGGUCGCCGUGUCGCCACGGAAAGCAUCGAACGCGCCAGAGAGGUCAUGGACGAGGGUUUUGAGCGCGCCAAGCGUGCCGCCCUGUCUCUAGAGGAACACAUCCAGCAGGCCAUCCUCCUGGCAAAGGAAAGACGACUCCUGGCGUACCAUGAGCUGCCCAUCCCCUGGCGCAACAACCCGCACAUCCACAAGGGCUAUCGCUUUACCGAGACGAAGCUCGAGUGCGUGUGCUCCAUCUUCAACAUCUCCAACGAGUUCAUCAACAUCUGGUCCCACGCUCUGGGCCUCGUGCUGGUGCUUGCCGUCGCCUUUUACUUCUACCCGACCAGCGCCAACUUCUCCCUCAGCACCAAGAGCGACGUCUUCGUGGCCGCCGUCUUCUUCAUCAUGGCCUGCCUCACGCUCGUGUGCUCCGUCAUCUGGCACACGAUGAACUCGGUCGCCGACGUCAACGCAAUCUCCAUCUUUGCCUGCGUCGACUACACCGGCAUCUCCCUGCUCAUCGCCGCGUCCAUCAUGACGACCGAGUACACGGCCUUCUACUGCGACCCCAUCAGCCGCUGGACCUACAUGCUGCUGACGGCCUUCCUCGGUGUCGGCGGCGUCAUCCUGCCCUGGCACCCCCGGUUUAACGGACCGGACAUGUCGUGGGCGCGCGUCGCCUUCUUCGUCGGCCUAGCCCUGACGGGCUUCAUGCCCAUCCUGCAGCUUCUCUACACGCACGGCUCCGAGUUUGUCAUUGACUUUUACUCGCCCAUCCUCAAGUCCGUCCUCGUGUACUUUGGCGGCGCCGUCGUGUACGCGAGCAAGAUCCCAGAGUGCUGGUACCCCGGCAUGUUCGAUUACAUCGGCGGCAGCCACAAUCUGUGGCACGCGGCGGUGCUCGGCGGCAUCAUCUUCCACUACACGGCGAUGCAGCAGUUCUUUGCCAACGCCUUCAGCCGCGCAGUCAGCGGCUGCCCUGCCUACUAG